Molecule: messenger RNA, 4003 nt
Organism: Paralichthys olivaceus (Japanese flounder)
Lineage: Eukaryota; Metazoa; Chordata; Actinopteri; Pleuronectiformes; Paralichthyidae
Product: E3 ubiquitin-protein ligase RNF166
Biological process (GO): ubiquitin-dependent protein catabolic process; protein polyubiquitination
Molecular function (GO): ubiquitin protein ligase activity
Source: RefSeq, a predicted model, not a curated record
UUUGUUGUAGCCUCUCGUGCUAUUCGCAAAUGUUAACUGGAGUUUUCAUAAACGCUAAUCUGACAACCAAGUGGAUGUGGCCUCACAUGCUCUGCACGAGUUUAUAAAUCGGGGAUUUUAUCCAGGUCACCGUCGUAGCACCAAGCUGACACUCAUCAACAAGCCCGCGCCCAAUGUUUACUUCUCCAGCAUGUCUUCCGAGGGAGAGUACUCUAACGCUUUGUUGUGGUGAAGAUGGUUUAAUAGUGACUGCACUGAGUAGCCAUCAUGUUUGUUCGACAAAUAAUGAAAAUGCGAAGAAUGCACUAGCAACCUGCAGUUUGAACAGUUGGAGAGCUUCUUCUCUCGGGAAGAGAGCUGUUAUCGACAGCUGCGGAUCCUCUCCGGCUCCAUGAUGGCGAUGUUUCGGAGCUUUGUCUCAGCGAGCUCCCAGCUCCGCCAGCAGCAGCAGCAACAGCAGCCCAACAGUGGCUCCUGCUCACCGGCAUCCCCGACUGAGGGCAUCGAGAGCCAGUUCUCAUGUCCCAUUUGCCUGGAGGUCUACCAUAAACCCGUCAGCAUCGCCAGCUGUGCUCACACUUUUUGUGGGGAGUGUCUGCAGCCAUGUCUUCAGGUGACCUCGCCCCUCUGCCCUCUGUGUCGUGUGCCCUUUGACCCCAAGAAAGUGGAGCGCUCCUCCAGUGUGGAGAAAAAGCUGGCCUCAUACAAAGCACCCUGCAGGGGUUGUAACAAGAAGGUGGCUCUGGUAAAGAUGAGGUCCCAUAUUGCUUCCUGUCCCAAAGUACAGGAGCAGAUAGCCAAUUGUCCCAAGUUUGUCCCCGUGGUACCCACUUCCCAGCCUAUACCAAGCAAUAUUCCAAAUCGAUCAACAUUUGUGUGUCCAUUCUGUGGGGCCAGAAACCUGGAUCAGCAGGAACUGGUGAAGCACUGUAUGGACAACCACCGUAAUGACCCUAAUAAAGUGGUGUGUCCGGUGUGUUCAGCCAUGCCGUGGGGAGACCCCAGCUAUAAGAGCUCCAACUUCCUCCAGCAUCUCCUCCACAGACACAAGUUCUCCUAUGACACCUUUGUUGACUACAGCAUUGAUGAAGAGGCAGCACUGCGGGCAGCUCUAGCACUGUCACUGGCUGAAAACUGACAUGUCACACCACCACUAUCCCGUCACUGUUAUCAUAAACUCCACCAUAACAGCUCUGUACCUGAACCCACCAUCUCACGGCUGCUGUAUCAUCGAGCCAUGUGACCCAGCCAGGUUCACACACUGUCUGCAGGGAUCCACAUAACAGAGAAGUCCAGCCAGCAUGAGAAUAGUUUAUUUUUACCCAAAGACUGGCUUUAUUCUUUGUUCCAAUUUGCUUUGUUCCAAAACUAAGGCAGUUUGGCUUUAUUUGGAUCUGAUGAUUGAAGAAAAGAAUAACUGUUGGGUUUGCAAUGGAUUCAGUGACUCUGUCGACAUACUGUAAGUUAUGUUAACUUGUUUGGAACUAAACAAGACACAUCAUCCACUGGCUAUAAGAAUAGCAACCUGCUUGGAAUCAGUCCAUCCACUCUGAGCCUCUGUUCUCUUGUCAACUAUCAUCUGGAUCUCCACCGAAUGAUAGGCUACUAUGACUGCUGCUACUCACUCUGACUGACUUUGUUUAUGUUCAGUCUGAGAAAUAUUCAGCAGAAGCGCAGGCUCCAGUUUCUUUGACUGAGAAGUCUGCUCUGACAAAGUUUGGACAUGCAAAUUUUCUUUAGGACAGAACAAGAACAUUUCAAAAUGAUACUCUCUGCUCCUCCCAUACUCUGGCUUCAAAGUUUCACAUGAGUGACCUGGUAGAACAGACAAACAGGGAGUUUCCCUGUUUGUGCUAGCCAGUUUUGCAUGUACUGCUGUACCACACUGUUGUGUUACUGCAGGCCUCUGUCUCUGUUGUUUCUCUUGCUUGCUCCCUCUCUCGCUUCAAAAUAAUAUUUCCCUACUGCAUAAAAAAUAGUAAAUCAAGUAAAAUUACGUAAUAUUGCCAGCAGAAUCAAGCCCUUCAUCUGCUGACAGAAAGUCAAAGAGGGUCUGCAUGAACAGUCUGUGCCAAUAUACAUAUUCACUCAUCUGGCAAUUUAUUAGGAACACCAGCUAAACCUAGUCCAGUCUAAAUCAGAAGAACAGUAAUAACUCCUUCUUAAUGAAGAUUUAAAUGUUCAGUUUGUCUGGAAACUUUUUUUUAUAGAGUUGUUGAUUCAACUGUGGAGAAACAACUCUGUUAUACACAAUUCAAUUUGACAGCACGACAAACUCCAUCCUACAACACAUUGGGUAACACAUUUUAGAGGAUUAGAUGUUAGUUCUAGCUGGUUGCUCCCAAUAAAUGUCAAACUGAUUGUACAACUGUGUAUGCAGACACUAAAUGUAGUUCAAAGUAAUAACAGAAAUGCAUCCCCUGUUCACUGUUUUUGACUAUAUUAGAUCUUUUAGUCUUGUAGUACUGAGUUUAUUGCUUUAACUGAAAGCUUAUGCACAUAUGAAGACAAAAGUAGCAAAAAAUGCCUAAUAUCAGAGUAGAGAGUUCAUUUGUCACAAUAAAUUCAUGUGAUUGGUCUGUCUUAAUGUCAUUUGCUAAUGGCAGGUUAGCAGACUUGGAAACAAAGUCAAAUCAAAUUGUAUAUGUAUAGCCCAUAUUCACAGAUCACAAUUUGUCUCAUAGGGCUAAACAAGGUGCCAUUAUCUGCCCUUAAACCUCAACAAGAGUAAGAAAAAACUAAUAGGGGAAUUUUUUUUUAGAAACCUCACAUAGAGUCACACGUGUGUUACAGAGCAUGUCAACAAAAUAACAGUAUUUCCAACAUUCAUGAGAAAAGACUUCUUACAUAAAGUCUUACAUAAAUAGAUUGGUUGUUGUUUAAAGUAUUUAUAUAAAAGAAAAAGAAAAAGAAAAGCUUUUCCAAACGGACCAGCACUGUCAGACUAAUCAGGUGUUCUAUUAUAAUUUAUUACUGUGAUUAAAAACUGAAUUCAUUACAACAUUCAUUACAACAAGUCUCUUUGUCAGUGAACUGCAGGAGUUGGCAGCAGUUGGCAUCAAGAGCUUAAAGAAAUGUAAGGGUCCUUUAACUAGAACCCAGUAAAGUAAAGUAACCCCAAAAGCCAAUUAUGGAGUGUUGAAUUUAGCAGAGCUAGACAGACAGCAGACCAGUGUUCAGCCCUGUUUACUGCUUGUUUUAAAGUUUUUCCAUUAUAAAUUGAUAUUUAUUUCAUUCAAAAUUCUGACACAGCAAAACCUAAAGUUUCACAGGUCAUCUGAUACAAAUCCUGGAAGCUGAGCCUUAUCUUAUCCAUUACUGCCCAUCCCAGCUUCACUGAGGACAAUGGGUGAAAUGACAGAUUUUCAUGCGUAGCUUUAACACAUUACACCGAACUGAUGAAGGAAGGAUAACUUGUCAUAUAACAGCUCAGAAUGAAAAUCCAUCAUCAUCUCCAUAGAUACAAUAACAUAUAUAAGCAGCCCAUUCAUGUCAGACAUUUUUCUCUACCAGACUGAUCUGUAGAUAUUAUCUGGAAAAAAUCUGAAAAGGUGGAUUGAGGUCUAACCUCCGUUUCGAUGUUACCUCCUUCUUCAACUCUUGCUGAAAGGAAUAUUUUUAUGACGCAUCUGCCAGGAUUGAUUAGUGUUGGAAGAUUUAUUUUGGGAAAAUAUUUGAGGAAUAAUGUUAGACGUGCGUCAUAUAUAUGUCUAUAUACUUUGUGGGACUCAGCUGAUGAUUUACAAAUCUUAACUGCUGUUAAUGCACGCACGCACGAGUACACACAAUUAGAUAGAAAAGGACUAGUUGAACAGAGAUGUUACUGUAGUUUAACCUACAGAUCUCAGUCCAGACCCACAGAGCAUGCUGAGCUACACUGAAGCCAACACACGUUGAUGUGGCUCUUUUCUAUAGAGCCAGGUUGCCGAGAAAAUGGAAAGGCGAAAUUUGGGUAAUGUUUCCACAGAAGGAUGCAUUUGCCAUUUGCACUUUAAUUCAUUCA